CCAACAACACAAGCAUACGCAGUUGGAAAAGCAACAACAAUGCGGCGGGUAGAAGCUUGCUGCUGGCAGCAAGUUCGGUAGAAGCAGCAACAGCAGCAAGUCGAAAAUAAGAAGCAGCAAUGGUAACAGCAAGAGCACCAACAACAGCAACGGCAAGCAGCCAGCAACGACAACAGAAAUAGAAACAGCGAAAUGGGAAAAAGUUUUGCGGCUUAGCGGUUUGGGGGAUAAGCGUUGGUUUCACUUCAGCACGCCGCACAGACGUUCCCAGUUGCUCGACGUAGACGUUACGUUUUUUCGAAAGACGCGGAGAACGUUCGAUUCUUAAGAGUUUCGCAGAUUGGUGUUGCCUGCUACAAUUUUGUGCAUAAAUACGUCCCUUAUUACAUUGGCCGGAUCAACAGUGGAGUACAAUUGAAACAAUCAUUGCACCAAAAUUCAAAGCAAACAGCAUCCAUGGAUAUGGCCGCCAAUGAAAUCAUGGCCGCCAAUGAGAUUAUGGCGCCCAAUGUCAAUGCCAAUUGCCAAUAUUCGACACGAUACUGCUGGGAAGCAGAAAAGGUCAAAACAUUAAUCAGAUUACGUGCGGAGCUCUCACCGCUAUUCACAGGCAAACGUAAUGCUUCCAAAUAUGCUUGGGCUGUCGUCGAGCGCAAACUCAAUGUCCCACUGCCACUUUCGAAGAUCAUCAAAAAAUGGAACAAUCUACUGCAGGAAUACAAAGCCAUCAAAAUGUCCGAGGAGCCAAAGCGCCGUGAAUGGCCUUUCUUCACACUAAUGGAUGUCUACUUCAGCGACCAGGUCAACGAUCCAUCGUUGCGUCUAUUUUCCUCGACCAAAACGCUACGCGAAACCAUCGACGACAGCGUCUUCGAAGAGGACCCCAUUAUUGUAUCCGCCAUAGAGGCAGCCACUUCGGGCGCUUACAUGGACAUUGAUGAGCUGAUACGCCGUCAAAAAGAACGCGCCGAGAAGAAAUAUGCAUUGGGUGGCGGCAGCAUUGCCGAUUACAAAUACGACAUCAAACCGAUGUUGCAGAAUAGUAAAUUCAACAGUAAUGAUACGUUGAAGCUAUCGAAGAGCGUCGACGACCUGAGCAUGCAACAGUACAAAAUCAAGGACGAACUCAUGCGCCAGCACGAACAGGAGCAGCAGGAGAAUAUACUCAAGAUCAAGCAGCAUGCACGUCAGCAGCAGCAACAGGCCCAACAACAGGCACAGCGUGAGCGUGAACGUGAACGCGAGCGUGAGCAACAAGCUGCGCAACAACAACAGCGUUACCUACAUGCUGCAGCCGGACAACCACAAUUGCCGCCACCACCGUCACCGCAUGCAGUGCAUCGCCUGUCACAACAACCGACACCACCACCGGGCCUGCAACAUGCCCUGCAACAGCAACAUCAACAUUUGUUGCAUCAACACCAACAGCAACAACAACAACAGCACCAUCUUCUCCAACAACAACAGCAGCAACGUCAACAACAAUUGCAGCAGCAACAGCAACAACAUCAACAACAACAACAACAGCAGCAGCAGCCACAGCAACUGUCGCCAUCGAUUGUACUACCACCGCCGCCCACACCGCCCACCACAGCACAACAGAUACACAUACAGACGGCCCAACAUCAGGCCACUCAACAGCAGUUGCACUUGCAACAGCAACAACAACAGCAGCAACACAACCCCCAACAUCCACAACAGCAACAACCAGGGUACACCGAUCCCAACACGAUCGACCAGUAUCUGUUGUCGUGGAACAACUUCCAUGGCAAUAUGUGUCGCGGCUUCCACACGCUGCAGAAGGACGAGAAGAUGGUGGACGUGACGAUUGCCGCCGGCGGAAAAAUAUUCAAAGCACACAAACUCGUACUAUCCGUUUGCAGUCCAUACUUUCAACAAAUAUUCCUCGAGAAUCCCUCCAGUCACCCCAUACUUUUAAUGGCUGAUGUAGAAGCGCCUCAUAUGGCUGGUUUAUUGGACUUUAUGUACAGUGGACAGGUUAAUGUAAAAUACGAGGACUUACCGGUAUUCCUGAAAGUAGCUGAAGCAAUGAAGAUCAAAGGCCUACACACCGAGAAAAACAUGAACGAUGACAAGGAAAAUGGCUCUUCACAAGAUGGCGACUCUCUGGCAACACCAACCGGUUCUGGCACUCAAUGUCACUUUGACCGUGCCACACACAGCGUUAACAUAACCGGCCACCCAUAUGGACAACCACCAAUUCAACCGCAGCAACCACCCCAACAGCCAUCGGCACCACCCCCACCACAGUCAGCCGCUCAGGCGGCGCUUGAGCAUAGCAUGAACGGCACCGGCGGUCCACUUUCGCCUUCGCCCGGUUUUGCCAGCUUCCGUGAUCACAUCAAAUCCAAGGCCAGCUUCGCGGAAGCUUUCAUGAAGAAUCUCAGUCGCAAUAACAACAAUAACAGCAGCAUUAAUAACUACAAUAAUUUGGGCAACUCGUUGCCAGAGUCGACAGCGAUUACACGAAAGUCGGAUAAUUUCGCCAUUUUACAAGCGAACAGCAAAAAGAUCUUAGACACAUCAAGGAAGCCACAUAAAUAUCUCGCUAAACGAAAAAUACUGAUGCAUUACCAUGAGGAGCUAAAUGAGAAACGUAGAAAAGAGAUGGAUUGCUACAGCAAUGAGCCAGAUGUGAAUAGUAAUUUGGAUGUCACUCUCGUGGAAGCAAACAGCACAACUUCGGAGAACCUAGGUCUAACAUCGGCAGUAUCGGUCAGCGCUAUAAGCAACAGCAGCAGCAAUAACUACAAAAUACGACUCAUGGAGAAGCAUCAGAAUGAUACGGCUGCCCAAGCAGCAGCCGCCGCCUCCGCUGUCGUCGCCGCAACCACUACAAAACAUAACAACAAUGAAGACGCAAUCAAUAAUAAGGAAUCACAUGCUACUAAGGAAAGCACACCGUUGGAAGAGGAAGUCACAGAAGCAUUGAAUCUCGUACAAACCAGCAGCACCACCAGCAACUCAAAGACCACAAAUGACGCGAGCGAGAAAACAAGCAACAAGGAAACAACGACAUCUACCACCGCCAUUAACCCACUGGUGCCGUUAAUUAGCAUCAAAGUGGAGCAACCCGACUUGAGCUACAAUAUGGGCAACAACAUUAGCAGUGGUCUCAGCAGUGGAGCUAGUAGCAGCGGCUACAGCAUUGGCGAACGCAGCAGUACGAGCACUUCCGAUGAGGAUGAGCUGGAACGCGAGCGUGAACGUGAACGAGAACUGGAACGGGCAUUAGGACGAGAGCGGGAACAUGAAAAUGAGCGAGAACGUGAGCGAGAGCGCACACUUGAACGUGAACGAGAGAGAGAUCGCAAUCAAUAUCACGCUGAUUACAAUAAAGACGAAAUGGAAACGGAUUCCAAUAAUAACAACAGCAAGGACACGGCAAACUUGAAUAAGAAUGUCGCACUCAUACACGCCAUCACACGUAAUUUGGAACCUCCUAAGAGCGACAAUAACAACAAUCACACGGAACUAGAUUUAAGCAAUACGCAUUUAGGCAGUUUAGGAUUAGUCGCCGGUAUUACCGACAAUGAGACAGUCAAGAACAUAGCGACAGCUGAGAUUUUGUGCGGCCUGAAGAGUAAAGUCUUCAAAAUGGAGAAACUAGAUGAGGAACGUGAGCGUGAGCGUGAACGUGAGAAUUGUCGCAGCUUGAGUGAGAUAAAAAAUGCGGGCGAUUGACAAUUGAAUGCGUUGAUACGCAAAGCGCAUUAAGGGGUGGGGUAUGGCUGCCGUGUGAAAGCACAAGAGUAUAAAAAAGAAGAAUCGCAAAGCGGCAGUUAAGCAGACAUAUAGAAGAUAUACAUCAUAUAUUUAUGGGGUAAGCAGUUUUAGAGAACCUUCGUUUAGUUGAUAUGUUGAAGUGCAUUUGUUUAUUCUUCUUAUUAAUUUUGUUAAUUGAUAGUUAUUUAUUUUUUACACAUUCGUACAUAUUUAUGUAAACAUACAUACAUUAUUUUAUUUGCUCCAUCAAUAGAAUAUAGAUAGACUAAGAAAUAAUUAAUUGAACAAGUUUACGUUUAAUAUGUGGAAUAGAUUGAACUUAGAUUUAAGCAAGAGAAAUGUUGGUAAAUAAAAAUAUUUUGAAAGUUAGAGAUAAGAGAAAGCGCAGAAUUGACAAAAGAAAAAAAAUAUAUAGAAAGAAAUUUAAAAACAAUCUUACUAGAAAAAAACACAAGAAGUAACAAUUUUCUUUUGGCACUAAAAAUUUAUCAAAAAAAUAUCGACAAUCUCCUUUAAAUUUGGAGAAAACACACUAUUCUACAAAUAUUUUUGGUUAUAUCGAAUAUUGACUUCGUGAGAUUGUUACAAAUUUUUCUUGAAUAUCAUGUCUAAAAGCAAAAUUUAUAGUGAGUAAAAAUGAAACAAAAAAAUUAAUUUAAAAUAUUAAUAUUUUACUUUACCUGAUCUACUCGUAAAUAAUGUAAAAAAAAAUAUUAAAUUAAAUAUUUUAUAUAUUAAUUUGCUGUAGCUUAACUUGCCAGCUCUAUUUUUCUUCCUUUUAGAAAAACUUUUUAUGUUAAUACCAGGGAAAAAAAUAAAUUAUUUAAAAAUUGUAGAAAUAUUAAAGCAUAACUAACCUACAAAAUCCUCAAUAUAUAAACAUUUUAUCAUUUAUUUUAUUGAAAUAAAACACUAAUAACUUAUUUUAUCACUUAAGUACACUAAAACCAAUACAACUGGUUAGAGAAAGGUUAAAGAAAGAAAUUCUUUGCUUAUUACGCAGAAAACUAAAUUCAAAUUUUAAAAACAUAUUUUUUCUUUUUCAUAUUGUUUACAAUGAAAAACACGGUUAUUUGGUAGAUACUCAUUAUAAAGAUUAAAUUUUAUUAUUUCGGUAAAUAUUAAAAAAAAAUUUAUUUCAUAAUUUUUGAUAUUCACGCGCAUGUACCACAUAUUUACAUUCGAAUUUUCGCACAUUAAAAACAAAAUUUCAUCAUUUAAUGCAAGCAAAUAUGCAAUUAAGUAUUUAUUUAUAACCUUCCAUAUUUAUGUAUUUCUAUGAGAGCACAAUUCAAACAUAAGUAUAUACAUCCGUUGAGGUUUCUUGAUUCGUGCAAAUACACCACACUCAAUAAGCAGCUGUAAAGUAAAUGUAAACUUCCGUUAGUGUAUUGUGUGCAACACAGUGCCUCUGAAACUACAGUGACGCUCAAGCCUCUAGUAUAGCAUGGCAAUUUAGUGUUGGAAAAUACAGCCAACGGUUCUUAAUUCUUGUGGCUUUGUAGUUACUUAUUUAUUUAAUUUCCUUGUCAUUUUAACGGUUACACAAUUCUUCAUAUUUAUUUAUUAUUUACUAUAUUCAAGCAUGCAUACAUAUUAACAAAUAAUAUAAAAUAAAAUAAACAAUUCAUUCAUACAUAUAAGCAUUUAUAUGUUUUCUUAAUAAGUUUAACAUACAUACAUACAUUGUACAACAUUUGCAUUAUUUUGUUGUAAUCGUAUUAAAUAAAUUACGAACAAGUUUAAUGCAAUCAAAUA
Zeugodacus cucurbitae (melon fly) is the source of this 5505-nucleotide messenger RNA. RefSeq names its product bromodomain-containing protein DDB_G0280777. Gene Ontology annotation, cellular component: nucleus. Lineage: Eukaryota; Metazoa; Arthropoda; Insecta; Diptera; Tephritidae. Gene Ontology annotation, biological process: regulation of transcription by RNA polymerase II. The record is from RefSeq and is a predicted model, not a curated record. The coding region runs from base 457 to 3705 and encodes 1082 amino acids. Gene Ontology annotation, molecular function: protein binding. The transcript is spliced from 8 exons.